This is a messenger RNA of Ixodes scapularis (black-legged tick), 1084 nucleotides long. Its product is annotated as translation initiation factor IF-2-like. Lineage: Eukaryota; Metazoa; Arthropoda; Arachnida; Ixodida; Ixodidae. Bases 439 to 921 code for a protein of 160 amino acids. The record is from RefSeq and is a predicted model, not a curated record. The transcript has 3 exons.
CAGCUUUCCCGACACGGAGAUGUACUCAUGUUCGUUGACUGAAAUAACAGAUCUACGCUUGAGGAAGACAGGCGCACUUGUUGAUACCGCUCUCCCCCUGAAACCCUUAGAUCCGGAACGGAAGAGCAGUACACCGAAAAAGAGCAGCUGCUGCAGGAUGUUGCUGACCUGGCCUGUGAAUUUUGUUACAAGGUUAAGCCAGUGCUCAGGAAGGCGACAGCCACCGAGGAAGGUGCCACCACCACCUCCACCGCUGCGCUGGAACCGCGGGAACGUGCCACAGCCACCACAACCAGGCCGGCGACAAAUCGGGCUGCUCGCGAUGCUGCCACUACAGCGCGAGUUGUUGCGGCUGCAGCCGAGUACAGACCGGUCAAUCAUAAUGCAGUGGCAGGGCAGUCUAGUUCUGAGAACUGCCAGUCUAUCUUUGCUGACAUAAUGAACGGCGUGGAGGACGCCGACGCCUGGCAACCAGGCAACACAGACCAAGUUGUGGAGCUGGCCCCAGCCCCUGUGCCGCCGGUUCCGACCCCUGUGCCGCUGGUCCAACCCCCCUUGCCACCAGUCCAGGCUCGUGUGCCGGUUACUUCUGUCGCACGACCUAGGACUUGGGGCGGACAGUCAACCAGGCAGAAGCGGUACAGGGAGCACCUUGCAUCGCUGGACAAGAGAGCAGAAGAGGACCGCAGCAUAAAAAAACUAGAGAUCGCUCUUGAGGAAAGGCGUCUCGCCAUGGAGGAGCGCCAGAUGGAGAGGCGCCUGGCCAUUGAAGAGCGCCAGGUGACCUUAAGCGAAAAUCGCUUAGCGUUUGAAAGAGAAAAAUUUUAUGUGCUACAGGAGGCUGGAGCAGAGGAGAGGAGGCUUCGGCUCCAACUGCAAGAACAUUACCUUAAAGUAGUGAAUGGUCAAAUUAACAAGUAAAGUUAAGUGUGAGCAAGUGGUAUGACAUCAUAAUACAUAAUGCAAUAAAUCUUUCAUUUCAUGAAACAAUGUAGUUGAAAAAAAACGGCAGGGGUAGGCCCGUUCGAUUUACUAUACAAAGAAAUAUUUUGAGUGUAAUAUUGAACAGACAGCAAAUGCUAUG